CGGGGCUCCGGUGGCCGACAGCGUGGCAGCAAGCGGCCGGCUUCCUUUCUGACUAAGAAUGAAUGUUCUCCAGGGCAGUGAUGACGACUUGUUAUUGCAGCCAGAGCUCAGCUUCCUAGGAGAUGAGGCCUUAGCUGCCACUCAAGAGAAAGCCAGCAGCAGCUCGGGGUCCUCUGGUCUUCAUAGUCUCACUUGUCCCCUAGCUGCCAGGAGUGAAGACUAUGCCCCUCAGGCAGCAGCAAGCCUUCAGUAUCCUCACAUAAUGCCGCUUCCUGAAGACAGCAAGGGCUCGUGCUUCCAGAGUGGGAGCAAGCGGAGCCACGAGCCCUUCGUUGUUCCGGAGAGAUUUGGAAACGGCGGUGGCUUGGGUUUCGGAGGCAGCUCUCACUCUCAGCCCCCGGAGAAAGUGACACUUCUUGUGGACGGCACGCGCUUUGUGGUAAACCCUCAGAUUUUCACUGCUCAUCCGGAUACCAUGUUGGGAAGGAUGUUUGGGCCAGGAAGAGAAUACAACUUCACAAGGCCCAAUGAAAAAGGGGAGUACGAGAUCGCAGAGGGGAUCAGCGCCACUGUGUUCCGCACAGUUCUGGAUUAUUACAAAACUGGCAUCAUUAACUGCCCAGAUGGCAUCUCUAUCCCAGAUCUCAGAGACACGUGUGACUAUCUCUGCAUUAACUUUGACUUCAACACUAUCCGAUGUCAAGAUCUGAGUGCUUUACUGCAUGAGCUGUCCAACGAUGGUGCCCACAAGCAGUUUGACCACUACCUCGAGGAACUGAUUCUGCCCAUCAUGGUGGGCUGUGCCAAGAAAGGCGAGCGAGAGUGUCACAUUGUCGUGCUAACAGACGAGGACUCCGUGGACUGGGAUGAAGACCACCCCCCACCCAUGGGGGAAGAGUAUUCCCAAAUUCUUUACAGCUCCAAGCUCUACAGAUUCUUCAAGUAUAUCGAGAAUCGGGAUGUUGCUAAAACGGUGUUAAAGGAGCGAGGCCUGAAGAACAUCCGCAUUGGGAUUGAAGGCUACCCCACCUGUAAAGAGAAGGUUAAGCGGAGGCCCGGCGGGCGGUCUGAAGUUAUCUACAAUUACGUUCAGCGCCCCUUCAUCCAGAUGUCGUGGGAGAAGGAGGAGGGGAAGAGCCGCCAUGUGGAUUUCCAGUGUGUUCGCAGCAAAUCCCUCACGAAUUUGGUGGCUGCAGGAGAGGAUGUCUUGGAAGACCAGGAGAUAAUAAUGCAUCAUCCACCUCAAGUGGACGAACUUGACCGCUUAAACGCCCCACUCUCUCAGAUGGCUCCCAAUGACUUUCAAGAUUAGAGGCAAAGGCGUCUGCCAGGUUGCUGGAGCUCUUCUCUGGGAACCCCCAACGCCCCCAACCAGGCCUCCUUGCCCUCCCGUGGUUUCUCACCCUUAGGAGAUACUUCCUCCUGUCUCCUUCCUUUCUGAGUUGUUAAUGUGCCCUUUUCUGGGUCUGCCUCUGGCUGGGUGAAGAAGCUCUCUGCUAAUUAGGCGAUCAGCUUUACCAGCCCUGGCAAACAAACAGUGUGGGUCUGGUGCUCUUGGUUGAAUCUUUGUAUGACUACAGGAGAGGAAGUGGACUGUUACCUCAUAUUUGGCACAGGAGCCCACUCUUUUACACCCGGUGGAUGGUUUUACAUCAAACUAAUUGCUUAAUAGCAAAAGGACCAAAUGUUAGAAGAGACAUUUAUGCUGGGCCGGCUGUGCCCCCCUGAGGUGUGCUGGGGUGGGUGGAAGGUGGGGCCUGGGCACUGCAACUGGAUGCCAUCUGGACAAAAUGUCUGAGGAAUUCCGAAGAGCUCCAGCUCAGCUCUGCUCUUCACUAAGGUGGAGCAAACCAACUCAGCAGUGACCCAGCGGGGUGCUUGUGCAGCCUCGCCUUCAUUUGGAAGUGAAACUUGCAAAUGAGGUGGCAAAAUGGCUUCAGAUUGGCCAGCUGGACCCUCUCCUCUGGUGGGAAGCCACAGUGCCUGUCCCCAGGGAUGGCUCAUUGCUGUGGGUGUGGUGGGAGACUGAUACCUUGAAGAUUUGCUUGUUACCCUCCUUCGAGCUCCAGGGAGAAGGCAUCUGUAGUGAGCUGGGCAGGUGUUGCCCCAGCGUUCUCAUACCAGUAUGCUCACUUUUCUUUUUAAACAGGCCAUCAGCUGCUGGAACAUGGUAAGAAAGUAAUACUGUGCUCGUCCCCCAAAUCAGGUCCAGGCCUUGUUAUUUAUCUGUUCACGCUUACAUGUGUGGUAGGUGGCCGUCCAGAUCAUUCCCCUGACCCUUCAUCUGAUAUUUCCAUGGCUGUUUGCAGAGUCAAGAGCCAGACAGCAAUGUCUGGGAUUAUCUUACUUCCUGGUAGAAGUUGACCUUUGAGUCCGUCCUCCACCCUGGGCAUUUUCCCAUCAUAGGUGGUGUGUAAGCUGUUUCCUUCAAACUCCUUAGAGAACACGUUUGGUUUCUUGAAGCUGCUCCCAUAAGACACUGUACAGCAGAACCACUUGAUGGAUAGAGUCAGGUUUUGGAAGCCCUCUCUCCAGUAUUGAAGAACAAGAGCGUUCUUAAAACGGUGUUUUCUGUGCUUGUGGCAUCACAGUGGGAGUCGGGCGAGAUCUUCCUUGCUCAGAAAAGAACUAAAGGGUAACUAGGCGGCUGCAGUUUGUGUGGUGACUAUUGGUGUGUCGGCGAGGCAGCAUCCAGAAUAUGGGCUGAGGUUACUUCUGUGAAGUUGCUUGGCUUGGUUCGAGGCCAGCUCUGGCUUUGACUUUGUUGGUGCUACAUGGUUGCCUACCUGCAGCUGUCCAGCCCAGGGUCAGUGGUGCUUCCUGUUUCUCAGUGGUCACUGGAGUGAUCGCUAUGUGUGAUAUGUGGGACACUCAGGUGUGAGCACAGUCCUCUCUCUGUUCUUUGGAGGUGGUUCACUGGCUUUGGCUUUUUAUGAACGAGGUCUUAACCCUGACACUCCAGCCCAUGGAGUUUGAGUAGGGGGCAAUCAAAAGCCUCUCCAGUGACACUGGGUGGCGGCGACUGAAAGGCUGGGGACAUGGGCUCCUUGUCUAGAGGGAAGCUUUUUUGUACCUCAGCCCCACUCUUACCUACAUUUUGGUGUCAUUGUAGUUUGGUGUCUUGCCUACUGUUCUCAGUGUUGGGACACUUUUUUUCCCCCUUUUUACUUUGAGGAGGGAGGAGUAAGGUGGGGUUAAAACAAGGAUUUUCUGUGUAGCCCUGGCUGUCCUGGAACGCACUCUGUAGACCAGGCUGGCUUCAGAUUCUCAAGAGAUCCACCUGUCUGACUCCCUGGAACGCACUCUAUAGACCAGGCUGGCUUCAGAUUCAAGAGAUCUACCUGUCUGACUCCAGAGUGCUAGGAUUAAAGGUGUGUGUCGCCACUGCCUGGCCCCAAGUUGGGACAUUCUUUAGUGGUGGGACCUUGCAGGAUCAAGGGCUGGAUUACAGUCGUCUUUGCAGUUGAUUACUAUGUGUGAGAGAGGACCUUUCUCAUAAAAAGAUGGAUGUGGGGCUCAGUGUCUUUUUUAAGUGCCUGUAUAAGUAAGUAAGCUGGGCUCUGUGCACAGAAAGCCUCAUGAGAAAGGUGACUUUACACCUCAGAGUCUCAGAGUAUCUUACAAGAUAAAAGAUGAGCGUGACCCUGAGGCGUGACUCUGCAGCAUGCCCUUGCUGCAUCUUGUGGGGUUGACCAGGAGCGCCUGCGUUAAGGAGGUGGUGAACAGGGGCAGACACAGUAUUAGAACGCAACAAAUGGGGUGAUGGCAGAGUCUGAGGAAGAUAGGAGGGACUGGGUACAGCAGCCAAAAUUAUCUUAACCAGCAUCUCAGGAGAUGCUGUGUGAUGUCUGAUGUGUACAGGCCUGAGAGUGCUCUGCAGGAAACCCAGCGAGGGGCGUCUUCUCAGAGGAUGUGUCUUAGGGAAACAAAACUGUUCAGAGCACAGGCUUCAACUCAAGUGGAGAGUUUUAGUGGUGGCCAUCAACAGCUUCUGAGAUAGGUAGGUGCAGGGACUCCGCAGGACUCUGCUGUUUUCCCAGGAGGCAGAGCCACUCUUGUGUCUGAUGGGAUCAUUCUGGAGAAUAAGUUUUCUCCUAAGGGCAAAACGGUGUGGAUUUUGCCUCUUACAUUAUAUUUACUUUUGAAGUUGCACUUGUUCACCUACCAGUGUUUACGGAGUCCUGUGUAUGGGAUGCUUUUUCUAUAAUAAAGUAUUUUUAUUUGUGUC
This is a messenger RNA of Grammomys surdaster, 4228 nucleotides long. RefSeq names its product potassium channel tetramerization domain containing 20 (gene Kctd20). NCBI's taxonomy places the organism in Eukaryota, Metazoa, Chordata, Mammalia, Rodentia, Muridae. Gene Ontology annotation, molecular function: protein binding. The record is from RefSeq and is a predicted model, not a curated record. Gene Ontology annotation, biological process: positive regulation of phosphorylation. Gene Ontology annotation, cellular component: cytoplasm. Bases 59 to 1312 code for a protein of 417 amino acids. The transcript is spliced from 7 exons.